Punica granatum (pomegranate) is the source of this 979-nucleotide messenger RNA. NCBI's taxonomy places the organism in Eukaryota, Viridiplantae, Streptophyta, Magnoliopsida, Myrtales, Lythraceae. The record is from RefSeq and is a predicted model, not a curated record.
UCAGUAUCCUCUUCACGCUUCGCAUUCCGCCAUAGCUCAAGAAGGGAGGGAGCUCGAGAGUUGGAGAGAGCAGAGAAAUAUAGCUUUCAAAAAUGGCGGCUUCUUCCAUCUCGGCCACUCUGUUCCCUUCCCUUCCAGUGCCCAAUUCUUCACCAGCCUCCACGAGAGCCAGGACUUGCUGCGUCUCCUUGCCCUCCUCCUCCGGGAAUGCCUUGAAGCUCAAGAAUUUCAGCCACCACCCGUCGUCAUCUACUAGGCUUUCGGCUGCUCCCGAAGCAUUGGACUCCCAGGAGGUCCUCGACGGUCCUGACGCCGCGGCUGUUGAGAUGGCUCCAAAGCAGAAAAUCAGAAUCAAGCUCCGAUCAUACUGGGUGCCCUUGAUAGAGGACUCAUGCAAGCAGAUCCUGGAUGCAGCAAGGACCACAAAUGCAAGGACCAUGGGGCCUGUGCCACUGCCUACAAAGAAGAGAAUCUACUGUGUGCUCAAAUCCCCUCACGUGCACAAGGACGCUAGGUUUCACUUUGAGAUCAGGACCCACCAGCGCCUCAUUGAUAUUCUCUACCCAACGGCCCAGACAAUCGAUUCUCUCAUGCAGCUUGACCUCCCUGCAGGAGUGGAUGUUGAAGUCAAGCUCUGAAGGAAGGAAAUAAGUUCGAGUUGAGGUGGUGGGAGUUACUGGAAGAACUAAAUUUGGCAAGGGUAAUUUCAGGGGCCCUUCCAUGCAUUGUAGAGGGUACCCGGCAUAGACAAAACCUGUAAGCUCAAAAAUGUUUCUACAGUUCUCUGCGUACUCUUAUCUUAUUCGAAUUCAUAGAGAUGCAGUUCUGAUGUUAGGAAUUUGCCUAAAAGGUAGUGAAAGAUGUAAUCGUCAUCGUAGCAUUUCGAUUUUGUAUGAUAAGGAGUAUGUGAUAUGAGUUUGUCCGAGGACCUGAUGAGCUCUUGCUUAUGGUGGGUUCUUUCUUCAGUUUCUUGUCAUGA